AUGUCAACUCAGGUGAUCAGUGUCAAUACUCCAUCGCGGACAAAGCUUUCACCGACCGAGCUGUUCGUCAUGAGCCAAACCCCAGAGGACCGCAGCUCGGGGGAUCCCGCUAGCGUUGACGGAAGCCCGACGGAUACCGCAAACCUCACCAUCACAUGCGCCGGGGUCCGCCCUGGGAUGGCGGUGAGAUUCUUGUCCUCCUUGUCUGAGAGGGACCAUCCGCCCAGCAAAUCCAAGGUGUCAAUCACUCGAACCUGGACGUGGACUCCGGCCGCCUCACCCACCGUCCACCUGCCCAUCGAAUGCAAAGACCGAGACUACCAGAUCAAGACUGGCCCAGUCAGGCCGCCUGUGUUCAUCUUCAAUCGAAGGGAAAUUUGGACGGAAUCUCCGGUCCUGCAGAACUACAACGCCAUAUCGCUCUCAUCACUUCAGCAAUACCUUCCGGUCAGCGUCGAUGUAGCAGCAGGGACAGUCACUUUCUCGUUCACGUGCGAUGCGUCCAUCUCGCUCACGCCCGAAGCCAUCUCGAGCACGAGAACGCCCACUGAGGUCCCAAAUUCACCCCUUGCCUCGAUAGUCGAAUCAUCCUCAGACUUCCCGGUUGGAUCUGGAGAGAAGGUGCGAAAGCGCGUGAUCAAGGGGAAGACAACCAGGCCGACGGAGAAGCGUUUGUCCCCAAACGAGAUGAAACUCCUCUGCCUGACCGCAACCUUCGGUGCUGAAGGGGAGGAUCUCGACGCUGGCGCCGGGACCAACUCAACUCAUAUUGCUACACUCACGCUUCACUGUCUGGGCCGGGGUGUAGGAGCGGUGGAGUACUUCUCUUCUCUGAAGCAGGAUGAGUUGAGUGGUGUAAUGGAACCCAAACAGACAUUACGCCAGUGGGAGCUAAAGCCAACAGCGAAUCAUCCCGGCGGUCUCGCCCAUACCUUCCUGUGGAAAGACAGCCUGUACGAGGUACAGCGGCUUGUGGAUGACUCUAUACGCAUCCAUUUCAAACGAAAGCCUGAAUGGUCCACCAGUCCACUGGACCCAUUCCAGUCGGUCUCCCUCAAAUCGAUCCAACGCAGCCAUCGCGUGACCAGGAACGACGAUGCAAAGACGGUGACGUUCACGUUCGCUUGUGACCUCGAAACCCGACAGACGAGAGGGACUCAGUAUCAGAUCGACUAUCCUCACGUCCUGGACGGCUCAGCUUACGAGUCGGACAGCAUCAUGGACGAGGGAUCGCCGGACAAAUUUGGAGACUCAACAGACAUGGCCAGGGCCAACUCAGCUGACAUGACCACGGAAGACUUGGCCUCGCUGGAAGCUUUCCUGCAGUCCGACGAAGGCACUUAUAGUGCAGAGGGGAGGAUUCAGGGGGAGACCGACAUGGACGAAUUCGAUGUGACUGAUCUUGUCGAGGGAUUCGACCUCGAUGACAUGGAUCUUGACUUGGAAAUCGGCGCCGUGCCUCCCGACCAGGGUGGAAGGUUGGGAGAUUUCUUUCCGGCUUACGGAUUUGACUGGAGUACGUAUGCAGGGCAUGCAUUCCUCAGCGAAGGCUUCAGAAUUGCAAACAUAUCCAGCAGUAUGGCGUUCGAAAUUCUAGGUCGCUCAUCAGUUCUGGAACCGUCCACGAGCCACUCCAGGAUAACUCAACUUACCCACCUACAUCAACAUCCCACAGAGUCACAGGCAAAGAUGCCACCUCGAGCUCGAAUACCCUGCAGUUACAGAUACACUCCGCCGCGGACAGUGCUUGCACCGGGCGAGCUGGUCAUCAUGAGUCAAACUCCUAGCGAUACCGCUGAAGCCAGUAGUACUAUUAACAAGGAAAGUCCAUCGCACACCGCAGUGCUCAUCAUCACGUGCACAGGUCGCAGCUCCAAAAUGGGGGUGAAAACACUUUCCUCCCUCGCCGACAAGCCGUUAGCCAGAUGCAAACAGCCAAUCACUCGAUACUGGGCAUGGUACCCAGCCGACUCACCGGAUCUACUGGUCCCCCUCCCCACCGAGUGUGAAGACGACGACUACCAGAUCCAGACAGAUCCGGUCAAGCCGCCUGUCUUUAUAUUCACCCGAAGUGCAAGUUGGGCCCACUCGGAUGUACUGAAAGGCUACGACUCGGUGUCGCUCUCUUCCCUCCAGCAGAUUCUUGCAGUUGCCGCCGAUCUCGAGGCACGUACGAUUACCUUCACCUUCGCCUGCGAUGUGUCAAGCAACAAGACGCCGGAAUCUUCGGUACCCAGCUCACUUUUCACCUGGAUGCCGAUGGAGUCUAUCGAAGCUGACCCAUCCUCGGCACGGGCCGGUCCUCAUGGUGGACAGAACACUCCAGUGACCAGCUUCACAUUCAUACGUGAGGAUGGUGAAGGGGAAAUUCCAGUGACCGGGUUCACCUUUGUAUGUGAGAAUCAUUCCGCAGCUAUGGCAAGUGCGAGGAGAACCUUAUCAAUGAGUACGUCUUCGACGGAUUCCGCUAGAGGCACCACUCUUGAGAGCGGACAAGAAUGUGACAGGCUCCACGACAUCACAGAUGAUAUCCUGCAAGAUCCUGAAAUCGAAGAGAUGGAAGACAACGUGACAGGUGCGAGUGGACCCUUACUGUAG
Molecule: messenger RNA, 2598 nt
Organism: Dioszegia hungarica
Lineage: Eukaryota; Fungi; Basidiomycota; Tremellomycetes; Tremellales; Bulleribasidiaceae
Exons: 3
Coding region: 1-2598 (865 amino acids)
Source: RefSeq, a predicted model, not a curated record